AUGGCUUCGUCCGAGGAAGAGGUGACAACCGUGUCGAUUAACCCUGAAGAUGACUGCCUCAGUGUCCGAAAAUGGUGGUGCUUCCUGCUCUCUUCGAUCUUCACGUUCCUCGCAGGGCUCCUGGUGGUGCUCGUAUGUCGCGCUUGCGCGUUCGUCUGCUGCAGGAAGGAGCCGGAGCUCGCGCCCAACGAUCCGAAGCAGAAGGAGCAAAAGGCGGCGCGCCAGAACAAACAGGAGUUCGAGGGCACCUUCAUGACCGAGGCGAAGGAUUGGGCCGGCGAACUCAUCUCCGGUCAGACCACCACAGGACGAAUACUGGUAGUGUUGGUGUUCAUUCUGAGUAUAGCAUCGCUGAUCAUCUACUUCAUUGACGCGUCCAGUGAGGAGGUGGAGCGGUGCCAGAAAUGGAGUGACAAUAUUACUCAGCAGAUCGACCUUGCCUUUAACAUAUUUUUUAUGGUCUACUUUUUUAUACGAUUUAUAGCAGCUAGUGACAAACUAUGGUUCAUGCUCGAGAUGUAUUCAUUUGUAGAUUAUUUCACAAUACCCCCCUCCUUUGUAUCGAUAUACCUGGAUAGAACGUGGAUAGGGCUGAGGUUCCUCCGAGCUCUACGCUUAAUGACCGUGCCUGAUAUUUUGCAGUACCUCAAUAUAUUAAAGACAUCGAGCUCAAUUCGGCUGGCCCAAUUAGUUUCUAUAUUUAUAUCGGUGUGGUUGACGGCAGCCGGUAUCAUUCAUUUGCUGGAAAACUCCGGCGACCCGCUGGACUUUAACAAUGCGCAGUCGCUUUCAUACUGGACUUGCGUUUACUUUCUUAUAGUAACCAUGUCCACAGUAGGUUACGGUGACGUGUUCUGUCACACUGUUCUCGGCAGAACAUUUUUGGUUUUUUUUCUCCUCGUCGGCUUGGCAAUGUUCGCUAGUAGCAUUCCUGAAAUUAUAGAGCUGGUAGGAAGUAGGUCCAAGUACAGUGGCGAGCUGAAGCGUGAACAUGGAAAAAGGCAUAUAGUUGUAUGUGGACACAUAACAUACGAAUCAGUUAGCCAUUUUUUAAAAGACUUCCUACAUGAAGACAGAGAGGAUGUUGAUGUUGAGGUUGUUUUUUUACAUAGGAAACCGCCCGAUCUGGAGCUCGAAGGCCUGUUCAAGAGACACUUUACCACUGUGGAAUUCUUUCAAGGCACCAUUAUGAAUCCAAUCGACCUACAGAGGGUAAAAGUGCAUGAAGCGGAUGCGUGCUUAGUUCUAGCAAACAAAUACUGCCAGGAUCCAGAUGCUGAAGACGCCGCUAAUAUAAUGAGGGUCAUUUCCAUCAAGAACUAUUCAGAUGACAUCAGAGUAAUUAUUCAACUUAUGCAGUAUCACAACAAGGCCUACCUCCUGAACAUUCCUUCAUGGGACUGGAAACAAGGAGACGAUGUCAUUUGUUUAGCGGAAUUGAAACUAGGAUUCAUCGCUCAGAGUUGUCUCGCGCCUGGUUUCUCAACAAUGAUGGCCAAUCUUUUCGCCAUGAGGAGUUUUAAAACGUCCCAAGACAUGGCUAUAUGGACUAAUGACUACAUGCGAGGUACGGGGAUGGAGAUGUACACGGAGACAUUGAGCAGUACGUUUAUCGGGAUGCCCUUCCAACCGGCGGCUGAGUUAUGUUUCACGAAGUUGAAACUUCUUCUCUUGGCAAUCGAGAUUAAAGGGGAAGAGGGUGCAGAUAGCAAGAUUUCGAUUAAUCCACGCAACGCCAAGAUCCAUGCCAACACGCAAGGGUUUUUUAUUGCGCAAUCUGCUGAUGAAGUAAAAAGAGCGUGGUAUUAUUGCAAGGCAUGCCACGAAGAUAUUAAAGAUGAAACACUCAUCAAAAAGUGCAAAUGCAAAAACUAUGUCGGAAUGAUGAUGAUGCAGUCCGGAAUGGUGAAACAAAACCUUAAUACAUAUCGAGAUUGCACCGAUGAUGACCACCAUCCUCCCCCCACCUUCACGCCGCCAGAGUUGCCCAAGAAGGUCCAUGUUCGAGGUGAAGUAGCAAGAGAGAGAGGAGAAGAUAUGAGCUUAAUAAACCGGAACCACCGAAGCGCAGCGACAAACUCUCUGCUGUCACCGAUGGCCAACCAGUUGGUGAACACAACCACUACACGGCAGGUCAACAAAGUCAAACCAAACGUCAAUAGAGCACCCCCAGACACGCCAACGAGUCGGAGUAGUGGUGGGAAUCAAAAUAGCAAUGGCGUAAGUCUACCAGCGGGCCUGGCAGACGACCAGUCGAAAGAUUUCGACUUUGAAAAGACUGAAAUGAAAUAUGACUCCACAGGGAUGUUUCAUUGGAGUCCCGCAAGAAAUUUGGAGGAUUGUAUAUUAGACAGAAAUCAAGCGGCCAUGACAGUUUUAAAUGGCCACGUGGUAGUUUGUCUGUUCGCGGAUCCUGAUUCCCCGCUGAUAGGACUGAGGAAUCUAGUGAUGCCGCUCAGAGCCUCCAAUUUCCACUAUCAUGAGCUAAAGCACGUCGUCAUCGUUGGUAGCGUCGACUAUAUUAGAAGAGAAUGGAAGAUGUUGCAGAAUCUACCAAAGAUUUCUGUUUUAAAUGGUUCACCGCUAAGCCGGGCCGACCUGCGUGCAGUGAACGUAAACCUUUGCGACAUGUGCUGCAUCCUGUCAGCAAAGGUGCCGUCCAACGACGACCCGACGCUGGCCGACAAGGAGGCUAUCUUGGCUUCGUUGAACAUUAAGGCGAUGACGUUCGACGACACGAUCGGCGUGCUGAGCGCGGGCAACGGCGCGCCGCCGCCCGCUGCGCCAGCGCCUGCUGCGCCCGUGCUGCUGCAGCGCCGCGGUUCCGUCUACGGCGCCAACGUGCCCAUGAUCACCGAACUAGUGAAUGACAGCAACGUGCAGUUCCUGGAUCAGGAUGAUGAUGACGACCCAGACACCGAGCUGUAUCUAACGCAGCCUUUUGCCUGCGGAACUGCUUUUGCUGUCAGCGUGCUCGACUCCCUCAUGUCUACUACAUACUUCAACCAGAACGCGUUGACGCUGAUCCGGUCGCUGAUCACGGGCGGCGCCACUCCCGAGCUGGAGCUGAUCCUGGCGGAGGGUGCGGGACUGCGCGGCGGCUACUCCACGCCCGAGAGUUUGGCCAACAGGGACCGGUGCCGCGUGGGGCAGAUCUCGCUGUACGACGGGCCGCUGGCGCAGUUCGGCGAGGCGGGCAAAUACGGCGACCUGUUCGUGGCGGCGCUGCGCACAUACGGCAUGCUGUGCAUCGGCCUCUACCGCUUCCGCGACACCUCCUCCUCGUGCGACGCCAGCAGCAAGCGCUACGUCAUCACCAACCCGCCCGACGACUUCUGCCUGCUGCCCACCGACCAGGUGUUCGUGCUGAUGCAGUUCGACCCUGGCGUGGAGUACCGCGCCAGCCGCCGCGCCGGCGCCGCGCCCGCCAAGGACGAUGCCUCCUGA
This is a messenger RNA of Parnassius apollo (apollo), 3447 nucleotides long. Lineage: Eukaryota; Metazoa; Arthropoda; Insecta; Lepidoptera; Papilionidae. The record is from the annotation of a GenBank genome assembly.